Molecule: messenger RNA, 261 nt
Organism: Diaporthe amygdali
Lineage: Eukaryota; Fungi; Ascomycota; Sordariomycetes; Diaporthales; Diaporthaceae
Exons: 2
Coding region: 1-261 (86 amino acids)
Source: RefSeq, a predicted model, not a curated record
AUGUUCCAACAAAGAGCCGCCCAACGCCUGCUCACCACCAUGCGCCCGUAUGUCGCGCGCCGAAUGAUCGCGACUCAACCUCCUAAGGCUGCACAAGAGACGGUAUCAAAGAGCGCAUUCUUCACUUCGGUCGUUGCAUUCAGCGGUGCGACAGUCAGGGAUACUGCCAAGAGGACUAGUAGCUGGCGCUUGCAUUGUGAUACCGAGGAGCUUUCUCUGAGGAGGGCAGGAUACCCAGGCGCAGAAAAUGCGCCUACAUAG